AUGACCUUUAUAACCACGUCCAAGUCCGACGAAGGUCGAGCCGUUGGCGAAUCCAGGUCGGUUCGCUACAGAGAGAUCAGAUUUGUCCGCGGCCCUUCGCGGCACAAGCAGAUGAAAGCCAGAUCUCCGCCUGUCGCCGCGCAAGAUGUGCAGUUGACCGAGUGUGAUGGAGAGGCCAACGCCGAAGCGUGUGACGAUGCUGUCAUGGGUGCACUCGUGUGCACAGUGUCUCCAUUGUCAAAUGUGGCACCUUCUCGUGGCGUACCGUACCUUCAGAUCGAAUCUCCCACGGACACGACUCGAGGUCGACAAGAGGGCGCAAUGGAGAGCCAAAUCACAGUUUCGCCGACUGGCAAACUUGACAGUUCAGCAGCUCGUUCUUACACGUCACCGCACGAGGACAUUCUGCAAGACUCCUUGGACCAAGUGAUCUUCAGCGCAACUACGAGCAAACUACUGGAGUCAGCAGAGCCUCCAACAUCCGAGAAGAACCCCGAGACUCUUCUGAUCUGUCAUUUCCGCUACAUUCUAGCCCCCAUAAUUGAUGGCGGUGACAUCAAGGGACCUUUUGGGAUUCAGGCCAUGCUUUUUGCGAAGCAUCGCCCUGCUGUCCUGGCGGCCUUGAUGGCCGCUUCUGCUUAUCACCGGUCUCUCAUUUCCCCGAAAACCAAAGCCGAAGACCUCGCAAGGAGCGAGAGGUUUCACCACGAGGCUGAGGCCAGUAUCGCCAGUCAGGACAGCGCAGGUCAACUCUUUGCUCGGAUGUUGCUGGCGCUUACACACUUUCUACGGCAAAGCCCAAGCUCAUGGACGAAACAUGUGUCCCAAACAACUGCUGUUUUUAUCGAGUGGACUUCUUUCUCUGCGGACAAGGCAUGUUGGGAACCGUUCGCAUGGUUUCGACUUAGGAUAGAUCUCGCCGCCGCUCUCUGGGACAAGAGAGCCCCGAUCACUGCACUCGAUCAACAUUUACAUCUCCUCAUUGAUUCUUACCCGAACCUUGAAGGUCUUUCUUUACGACAUAGAUAUCACGGGAGCUUGGUACUGCUGUACAGGGUGCUCGCUUUGGUGUAUGGGGGUCUGGCUUAUACACAUCCGAGAUCCACUGUUGAUGCGACCAACUUUGUGGACGAUACGCCAGGCGGGUUCAAGUCCAUUUGGCUUGCCUUGUGGGCCGACUGCCAGGCCUGGUACAACCUCCGUCCUGCAACGAUGCGGCCAGUGCUUUAUAUGUCAACUAUGGACGCUUGUCGACUGGACUCGAUGGCGCUGGGUGCCUUUCCAAUCUACGUGUACACCAACGCCCUCUCUAUCCUGGCGAAUGUCGCAUAUCACAUUUCAACCUUGCUUCUUGUGCUGCACAAGCCCUCGGGCCUGAAGGUGUCGGCAGCGCCCGAAAAAGCACUGACUGAGAAUUGGCACGUCCAAUCUAUCGUCGGUAUGGCAAGACGAAAUGAUUUCCCGGAGCAAUGGGACCCUGUGAUGUGCUCAGGUUUGUUAUUCGUGGCAAGAUGGAUGACACACAAGUCCCAGCAAACGGCACUUCUCUCAUGUCUCGAGAAAUGCUCCACCACCGCUGGCUUUGAGCUUCAACAUGAGAUGCAUAAAAUUCGAGAGCUAUGGAAUACCUCCCACGCCAGCCGCUAA
Messenger RNA from Cyphellophora attinorum, 1647 nucleotides. RefSeq lists its product as uncharacterized. Lineage: Eukaryota; Fungi; Ascomycota; Eurotiomycetes; Chaetothyriales; Cyphellophoraceae. Gene Ontology annotation, cellular component: nucleus. Gene Ontology annotation, molecular function: DNA-binding transcription factor activity; transcription cis-regulatory region binding. The record is from RefSeq and is a predicted model, not a curated record. Gene Ontology annotation, biological process: positive regulation of transcription by RNA polymerase II. The coding region runs from base 1 to 1647 and encodes 548 amino acids. The transcript is spliced from 3 exons.